AUGGAGCAACGAAAUAACGUACGGCUGAUUUUCCAAGGUAGAGAACUGAAAGAGUACGAUUCAGCGCAAGGACACUCCAGUCAACUUACGUCCAAUCAGGGCUUAACAAAUGAGCACCAUUCUUUGAGACUAUGUGAUUACAAUGUGCAUGAUGGAUCCACUAUUCAUUGUUUGGUUACACCUGCGUCUACACCAACCACCACAUCGAGUGAGGUCCAACUUGACCGAACUAGGUUUCCUAACCAUCGCGGGCGUAGUUCCACCUCUAAUGACUCUAUAUUGGCUGAAUUCGACAUGGGUACACGUCUGAUGGAGCCUUUAUUUGCUUUUCUUCUCGCCUUCACCUGGUUUUUCCGUAUUGUCUAUCGACAGUACUUCAAUUCCGUUUCCACUUUUGCUCUUAUCGCCCUGUCUGUGUUCUUUUGUGGCGCUGUGUUUGCUGUGAACUUUAUGAACGCCGCAUCCAACUUUGUGACUUUUGCGACUCGCCGGAGGAACUCCCCUGAGCCUUCAACUUCUGACUUACCAGAUCCUCAAAAUACACCCGACGCGUCCAGUGACGUACGUGUUGUUACGCUUACAAUGGUAGCUCGACGGCUGCAGCAAGGUCAAGCUGUAUACACUGCUAUCGUGUGGUUCUUCUUUGUCUCAUACUUAAAAGACCGAAUGUCCACAACUUCUCGCAGUAACAAGACCCAAAGGGAGAGCCACAGUGAAAUUGAGCGCAAGCGCCGGGAGCGUAUGAAACGGGAUACGGAAUUUCUACGUAAACAAGUCCAUAGCUCUCAAUACAGAGACAAGCUAUCUAUCUUUCAAGCUGCGGCUGAACGACUAAUUCACUACACUGACAAGCUUGGGAAACGUGAAUACAUCAUAAACGAUGAAGAAUAUUCACAUCUCAUUACGCAGCUUACGUCUGGUGACUCUCUGAUACUUAGCUCGGUCACUAAAGCAAACCUUCGGUACACCGAAGAUGCAUCGGACUCAUUGUCGACACUUAACGAUCUGUACAAUGUGCAUCAUCACAAAAAUCAGACUAAGCGCCAUUAUGGCGCUGACCAAGAAACAACACAUGCGGUUGAUCGCGAAGAAUUUCAUCUUGGCGCUUCGUUGUGGCUCGUCGAUUCCAGUACGUCAUUGCGUUUACGGAUCGGACAAAAAGCUUUCGAAUCUAGGGUCGCGAAGAAUUUCAUCUUGGCGCUUCGUUGUGGCUCGUCGAUUCCAGUACGUCAUUGCGUUUACGGAUCGGACAAAAAGAAAGACCGGUUCAUCGAGUUUUGCGGUGAUCUGUCACAACAAGUCGAUUCCGCAAAUCCUUCGAAUUUGAUUAUUACCUUCCGUGGUCUCUGUCGUCCCGUGGAUCCUGCAUGCACAUCAGUUAUUAACCACCAGGAGGUCUGUAAGCAUUCUCAGGACAACCCACGAUUGUAUUUCACUUUGCGGCUUUCACCUGGGGACUUUCAAAUCACCGAAGCUGUCGGGAAUUUCCAAACGCUCCUGGGUUACAAGGCAGAUGAUCUUGUCCACAAACAACUCAAGGAUUUGGUUGCACAACCUUGUCGUGAUGUCAUUGAUCGUGCUUUGUUUGAAGGUACUGUUCCUAUAUCAGAUUCACUAAUCUUUCUUGCGGACAAGGACUGA
Molecule: messenger RNA, 1641 nt
Organism: Opisthorchis viverrini
Lineage: Eukaryota; Metazoa; Platyhelminthes; Trematoda; Opisthorchiida; Opisthorchiidae
Exons: 8
Coding region: 1-1641 (546 amino acids)
Molecular function (GO): protein dimerization activity
Source: RefSeq, a predicted model, not a curated record